AGACGCAUGACUCGUCGGUUUCGUAGUGGGGAUCACGGUAAAAUCGAGCGAUUUAUAUAGAAGAAGGAAUGCUUGCCACACCAGCAUUUGAGUUUCGAACGGUGAAUCGCAUGAUCGUUAAAUCUCCCAGUCCCGUUGGAUAUCACUGGUGAAAUUUUUGCGUGUUUAUCGAGUUUACUAAACGCCUCGAGAUAUUUGACAAUCAUGCUGAAAUACACCAUACUCUUCACCACUGUGUUCUGCAUGGUGCAGUCGCAACGGCCGUGGCAUGCUGGGAGCGGUUCUCGUCUGCCUCAAGUUCUGCCUCAAUAUAUCGAUGAGCGAAUAGCGGCGGAGCAAGCAGCUCAAGCAGGUCAAGCAGCUCAAGGGAACCAAACCAUACCGAAUCAAGGGAUUCAAGGAACCUCAGGGAGCCAAGGAGCUCAAGAAAUUCCUGUGCGCCAAGGGGCACAAGGAAUCCCAGUGAAUCAAGGAGCUCAAGAAAUUCCAGUGCGCCAAGGGGCACAAGGAAUCCCAGUGAACCAAGGGGCUCAAGGAAUCCCAACUUAUCAAGGGGCUCAAGGAAUCCCAACUUAUCAAGGGGCUCAAGGAAUCCCAACUUAUCAAGGGGCUCAAGGAAUUCCAACUUACCAAGGGGCUCAAGGAAAUUCAGCUGAACAAGAAGUUCAAGGAACUCCAAUAACUGGUACCGGUAACACGCUGCUCGGAAACCGAAUUGACAGUGGAGAUGGCGGUUUUGCAGCUGCACCGCCUCUGAGCACGACCAUAAAUCCAGCUGAUCUACCGGUCGAUGCUCACGGCGAUAUUGACCUGGUGAACAGGAUCAAGACCUGGCCGAGGGACAAGCAACCCUUCUGGUACAUCAACUGGCAGGCGAUCCAAGCCCAUCGUGGCGACGUGAACAACACUGGCCAGCCAGCUCAGACGCAACCGAACUCGAGAUCGUUCUUCGCGGGUUAAGACUUAAGACACCGGACAAAUUCUAAAUCGGACAACCGACAAGACUGUAAAUUUAAGCAUUUGCUUCUAGCAGUAAGAUAAGGAUCGUCGAUAUUUAUGGUCGUUGACGACAGCGGUUAUUCCUAGUCAAAACUGUCUCUUUGGAGAACGCGAUUUCACAUUUACGUUUCGAAGAGUCGUCAAACAGAAUUAUUUAUAUCGAUCCGGUUUCUCGAGGACAGAGGAUUCGGAUUUUCGGACGCGAUCGAAAGAAAGGUCACGUGAUUGUGCGAAUUCGCAUGACUUGCUUUUAUAUACAAUAGAAUUAGUGACCGAAUUUUUAUACGAAAAAAA
Molecule: messenger RNA, 1293 nt
Organism: Temnothorax curvispinosus
Lineage: Eukaryota; Metazoa; Arthropoda; Insecta; Hymenoptera; Formicidae
Product: collagen alpha-1(XXIV) chain-like
Exons: 2
Coding region: 205-960 (251 amino acids)
Source: RefSeq, a predicted model, not a curated record